Molecule: messenger RNA, 1950 nt
Organism: Chrysochloris asiatica (Cape golden mole)
Lineage: Eukaryota; Metazoa; Chordata; Mammalia; Afrosoricida; Chrysochloridae
Gene: FASTKD3
Product: FAST kinase domains 3
Exons: 6
Coding region: 1-1950 (649 amino acids)
Biological process (GO): mitochondrial RNA processing; regulation of mitochondrial mRNA stability
Cellular component (GO): mitochondrial matrix; ribonucleoprotein granule
Molecular function (GO): RNA binding
Source: RefSeq, a predicted model, not a curated record
AUGGCUCUAGUCACCCUGCGGAGCAAUCUGUGUCGUUUGUGUGAUUUUCGGACUCGUACCUCCCUGGCCACUCUGAAGCACUGGCCCUUGCGUCCUGCCCAUAGACUCGUCAGGGCACAUCUAUGCUGGUGGGGCUCCUCGCUGCAACCAGCCCCCUCCCGGGCCAGCUCACCUCUCGCCAGUGGUCAACACUUCCAUUCUGAAUGGGGAAAUGUGUCUCCUCGAACCCACGAUGGGGACAGGCCUGAGGAGAACCCAGAUGAGCAGACGUGGUGCAGGAGGCUACGAGACCUCAGUUCAUCAGCAGACGUGCUGACCCUCGUGAGCUCGCUGGACCCGCUGCCUGACGCUGUGGCCGUAUUGGCUUUACAGCGGAUCCGGGAGGUCGAAAAGGGAGACAGCAGCGGAAGGCUACGGGGAGAAACCCUGGAGAGCCCCAUCUUUAAGGCUCUGUGUUUUCAGUUGGAACAGCAGUCCCCUCAUCUGACAAACGUGGGUCUGGCGACGGUGUUACAAACCCUGAGCAUGUUACCUGCAGACCCUCCAAGUAGCUUGUUACUGACGUUGAUGGCAGAGUGCCAGCGGCGUCUCCAGGAGGGGGGCCUGGCAGUCCACGAGCUCUGUGUCCUUGGAGAAAGUCUGGUGCUCCUUCCAGGGCCCGGCCACAGGCUGCUCGAACUGGUUACUGGUCACCUGCAGAGGGAAGAACUAGGCAGGUUUUCCCCGGAGGACAUUGUGGCCCUGUAUCGAAUACUGCAGGCGUGUCCUGAAAUGGUAGACCAGUCCCAGGGGUUCCUGAGUAGGCUCAACAGCUUCACUGUGUCCUUGGUCUCCCGCCUGAGUCCCGGGUCCAUGAGCCAGGUGCUCAGCGCUCUGGUGGCUCUUGACCAAGCUCAGGCGCUUCCGCUGGUGAUCAAGCUGGGCAGGUAUGUGGGAAGGCACAUCCCGCACUUCACCAGCCAAGAGCUGGGGGCCGUGAUGGAUGCCCUCAUGUACUUCGGGCACCACGACCGCUUUCUCACCAAAGCCCUGGAGCAGCACGUGGCCACGCAGUGUGUCACUCUGAACUCCGAGGCGCUCAGCAAGGUCACCGCCUACUGCAGCAAGAAACGGGUUCUGUCCAAACCCAUCCUGAACACAGUGGCGGAGACCUUCGUGUGCCAGGCGGAGACCUUGGCACCCCAUCAGAUUUUAGAGUUGGUGGAGCCCUUUGGCCAACUCAACUACUUGCCCCCCAAUGCCCCUGCUUUCUUUCGGAAGCUAGAAAGCACGCUCGCCGCUCACUGCAUGAAGUUCCCCCCCAAGAUGCUGCUGAGACUGCUCCACUCCUGCUCGCUGCUCGAACGCCACCCCAUCAACUUCAUGGGGAAAAUUUUUAGCCCUCACUUCCUUCACCAGCUGCAGGGUGAUGAACCCUACCUGGACAGGUUGAGUCUGGCACAGCUGACCCAGCUUUUCCUCACCUCCAUCCUCGAAUGCCCCUUCUAUAAGGGUCCCAGACUUCUCCCGAAGUACCAGGUGAGGUCCUUCCUCACCCCAUGCUGCUCGCUGGAGAGCCCGGUGGAUUUUCUGCUCUAUCGGGCAGUGAUGACAGCGCUCAUCGACCUUCUGGGAGCCCGGCUGUAUUUCGCCUCCAGGGUGCUCACGCCCUACUGCUAUACGAUAGAUGUGGAAAUUAAACUAGACGAAGACGGAUUCGUAUUACCAUUCACCGUGCACGAAGACGUGCAUAAAAGGGUAGCGCUGUGCAUUGAUGGCCCUAAAAGGUUUUGUUUCAAUAGCAAAAACUUACUAGGACAAGAAGCCACUAAACAAAGACACCUCCGGCUGCUGGGCUACGAAGUGGUUCAGAUCCCCUAUCAUGAGGUUGAGAUGUUAAAAUCAAGACUGGAGCUGCUGGAGUAUUUACAAAGCAAACUGUUCUCUCAAAGCCCGGGGCUCCGGUGGUAG